AUGUCCAAACCACCUACACCAACUGAAAAUUCUCCUGUCGAUCUUACCAAUGAAAAUAUUACUACCACUACUCCUUCUUCACAAACAAAUGGCACUUCCACCACUACCACUUCAAUCUCACAAACUAAUGGUACUUCUUCUCCUAUUUUACAAGUUAAAGAAAUUAAAAGAAAACGACCUAUCGAAUAUAUCGAAGAUGGCAUUCUCGAU
Molecule: messenger RNA, 210 nt
Organism: Cetraspora pellucida
Lineage: Eukaryota; Fungi; Glomeromycota; Glomeromycetes; Diversisporales; Gigasporaceae
Source: the annotation of a GenBank genome assembly